GGAGACGGCGUCUACUUUUACCUACCGAAGUCCAUCUACGGUGCGGGGAAACAUGAUGAUGCAUAAUUUAAGAGCUCGGCAGAUGCGCGUUUCCCCAGCCGCCAAGAAGAUGUCGGAGUAGUCCCGACAGUCCAACUAUCUAUAAGACACUGCGAUGGCCUCAACGACAGCUGAAGCGCGGGACGACACUGACAGCAAACAUGCCAUCACAACAUGUCCUCGCCCUCACCGCCGCCCUCCAGGCCACGGUGGCCCUGGGCUCGCCCACAGGCGCAUGCCCCUUGGCCGUCACGCUCGAGGACUACGGCUCCUUCACCAGCACGAUCGUCUCGGAGACGCUGAGUGAGAACCCGUUGCCCAAACCUGUCGAUGCAUGGCUGGGCAUCGACUAUGCCACCCAGCCCACAGGCGACCACCGCUUCCGCCCCGUCACCUCGCCCGCUGUCUUUGAUGGCGUCAAGGCCGCCGACAAGUAUGGCAAAAUCUGCGUCCAGGACGCCACACGGAUCGACGUCCAACUCCAAGACGAGGCCUGCCUGAACUUCAACGUCUACCGCACACAGGGCGUCUCCAUGGACGAGAAGCUGCCCGUCCUCGUUUGGAUCCAUGGCGGCUCCUUCAACAUUGGCAGCUACAAGAGCUUUGACGGAGCAGCGUUUGCGGCGUCCUCAGAGCAGCCCAUCGUCGUGGUCAACUUCCACUACCGCCUCAACUCGCUCGGCUUCCUGCCCUCGGCGCUAAUGGAAGAGGAGGGCCUGCUGAAUCUGGGAUUGAUGGAUCAGCACCUCUUUUUGCAGUUUGUGCAAAAGCACAUUGCGUCCUUUGGAGGCGAUCCCGACAGGGUCACGCUGGGUGGACGCUCGGCAGGGGCGCACUCCACGGGCAUUCACUACUUCCACAACUAUGCCAUCGGGGACGACGAGAGCGCCUCUCCCAAGCCUCUGUUCGCUGGGGCCAUCCACCAGUCCGGGUCCGUCACCGCGCGCGCAUUCCCCAAUGCGACAUAUCCCCUGUAUGAGCAGCAGAUGGAGGAGUACAUGUCAUUCUUAGACUGUUCUCACGGGUCCGACGUGCCCAAUGAAGAGUCUCUUGCCUGUCUGCGGGACGCCGAUAUUAACUCCAUCCGCGAGAUCAGCGCGGCCAUCUACGACAAAUAUGACCCCGUUCUCACUUGGCCUUUCCAGCCGACCCAGGGUGGUUUUCUCCUCGAAAAGUUCGGCUCCCAGUCCGGUUAUGAUGGCACAUUCUUCCACGUGCCCACCAUCACCUCGACGACCACAAACGAGGGCAGGUUCUACACACCCGGCAACCUGGAGACAAACGAGGACUGGCUCGACUACCUGCACAACAUCUCACCAGAGCUCACAGACGCUGACCUGGCGCUACUCGUGGAUCUGUACCCCGAUCCUGCCACCGACACCGACUCGCCGUACGCCCACUCGCCCAACAGCACCCAGUACAAACGCAUCUCCGCCGCCUGGUCGGAUUACGCCUACCUGUGCCCUAGCCAGGAGACCGCCCAAGUAGCAUCCCGCGCAGGCGUCCCCGUCUACAAGCUCCGCUUCAACACGAACCAGACCUUCCCCGCCUGGCAGGGCAUCCCCCACACGGCGGACACCAUGUACACCUGGGAUGAGCCCGACGUGCAGCACCCCGAGAUCAGCAAGGUGUACCACGCAUACCUCGCGAGCUUUGUCGCGAGCGGUGAUCCCAACACGUUCCGCUGGGAGGGGACGCCCGCGUGGCCCUUGUAUGAACCGGAACAGGGCGGGGACGAGAGGCCCAAGCAGCUGGUCGUGCAGCCGGGAGACGCCAAAGUCGAGAGGGACGACGUGAGGACGGACGCUUGCCAAUUCUGGCGGGAUCCCGCGCGGCAGUCCAGGCUGAAUAAAUGAAAGCGUAUCAUGUCUCGUCGUUAUAGGAGUACAUACAGGAGAGAGAGUACAUAUACUAGAGUACAACACUGCCUAGCUGGCCUCCAGCUCGCCUGUAGAAAACCACUCGCACCGUAUCCUCAACUCUCCGACGCCUUGCUCGAGCAGGAAGUUCCGGACACUGGCCGCGAAAGCAUCAGGACCGCAGAUAAAAUACUCGGCCGCGCCGUGGUCCAGGCCCAGGACACUCCUCUCCACCCUCUCCAGCUCCGUCCGCACACUCUCAA
Molecule: messenger RNA, 2161 nt
Organism: Emericellopsis atlantica
Lineage: Eukaryota; Fungi; Ascomycota; Sordariomycetes; Hypocreales; Bionectriaceae
Product: para-nitrobenzyl esterase
Exons: 1
Coding region: 201-1895 (564 amino acids)
Source: RefSeq, a predicted model, not a curated record